This is a messenger RNA of Drosophila sechellia, 560 nucleotides long. RefSeq lists its product as uncharacterized. Lineage: Eukaryota; Metazoa; Arthropoda; Insecta; Diptera; Drosophilidae. The record is from RefSeq and is a predicted model, not a curated record. The transcript has a single exon. The coding region runs from base 58 to 432 and encodes 124 amino acids.
GGCAUCAGUUGUUUCACAUUCUACAUUCAAGCUCCUAAUUAAAAGACCAAAUUCAAAAUGGCACUCUAUUAUAUUUUGGUGAUCAGUGUCCUGGUUGUCUUCACCCAAGGAUCGUAUUUGUCGUCGGUGAAUCAGGAAUCCGGAGUGGGAGUUCAUCAGUCUGGAGUUAUUUCAUCUGGAGCUCCAGCUGUCGGAAUAACCCGUGGCCACUCUGCUGCUCCUCAGCCCCAAAGACCCAUCUCUGGCUAUGGAUCCCUCUCUGGUCCUGUUGGAGGUUCCCGUCGAGUGCCCCCAAUUGGAGUGACCGGAUCUCGUCCUCGUGGUGGAGCUCCGCGUCGUCCAUCUGCUGGAGCUCAUGGUCGUCCAAAUGUAGGUGGAUCUGCCCAUGGAAAUUCCUACCAGAAUCUCCAACGCAGCCAAAAGCCUUAUUAAGAAACAGAACUUAUCAUCAGCAAAUGACCAAACCCAGAUCUACAUCCUUCUUGUUACAUCUCUAAACUACUCUCAAACCUUUUUCUAUCGCAAAUAAUAACAAAUGUUAUACAAAAGUUGAAACAAAA